This is a messenger RNA of Malus domestica (apple), 786 nucleotides long. RefSeq lists its product as uncharacterized. The record is from RefSeq and is a predicted model, not a curated record. NCBI's taxonomy places the organism in Eukaryota, Viridiplantae, Streptophyta, Magnoliopsida, Rosales, Rosaceae.
GAAAAAAACAUAAGUUAAUUAACCUGACAAAGGGAGUGGGAUUAAAUUCAAUCACAAGAAAAAGCACAUCCCAAAUCCAUGGCAAAACAAGAGUUGGAGAAAGAGGAGAAGAACAAUGGCACAAGAGAGAGGCCUAACAAGAAGGAAGUCAUCAUCACUGUCUAUGUUGAAACACCAUCACCGUCUGAUUCGUCCCAUCAGAAAACUGAUGAUCAUGUUAAGAAGAUCAAGCCCAAGCCUAGCUCCCAAAACCCUCAUCAGACUGCGAAAACACGAAUCCAUGAUCACCGAGCUCGACUCCUUGCUUAUUCUCAAGAGCUAAGAACAACUGGUGAUUCCCAGAAAGUGCAAUGGCAUAAGCCUAGGGUGGGAAACAAAAGGUUCACAACUCCAAUAAGACUCAGAAGAACACAGACCAGAUGGAGAUACCAGCGCUUAGUACCAGAAGUAGACGUAUAUUGCAAUCCCAAAUCCAUCACAGGCAGGAACAACAAGUCCGCCGAAUCAGAAACAAGUUCUAACUUUCUGAGGAAGCUAAGGUGUGUGCUGAGGGGUAUAUCUGGCUGGAGCUGCAACAAGGGAUCCAAAGUUGCUGAGAGAAAUUAUCAUGCUGUUUGAGAGUUUUUAAUGUUAAUUUGCUUGAAUGGGUCGUAUGUCUUUUUUCAACCCACUUAUCCUGCCCUGUCUGUUACAGAAGUAAAAUUUAAGAUCCAUUUUUUCCUCCAUGUGUAGACAUUUUAAACAUCUUGCUAAGUUAAAAAUACUCGAAACAAGGGAAGUUAUUGC